Molecule: messenger RNA, 874 nt
Organism: Colletes gigas
Lineage: Eukaryota; Metazoa; Arthropoda; Insecta; Hymenoptera; Colletidae
Exons: 5
Coding region: 162-656 (164 amino acids)
Source: RefSeq, a predicted model, not a curated record
GGUCGCAGUGGUGUAUGUCGCGUAAGGUUAAAGCGUCUUAAGCGCCGCAUUUGUUUAUUAUUUCCGUAGUUGUUGAGUGCCGCAGUUUCGGUAAAAGUAUUUCUCGUUUGAAUUUUGUUUUAAAACUCGCACUUCGCGAUUCGAUAUCGAUAUUAAUUAAAAUGUUGCGCGCAACCACUUUGCUACUUGUUGUUUCCCUCAACGCGGGGUUAUCCCAUGGAAUGAAAUGCUCAUUCGGGAACCAGAACUUCUUGGAAAAAAUGAUAGAUUCGUGCCCCGGACUCUUGGACUCGAGCGAUAAAUCUUACUGUUGUUUAGACGUUGAGAAUAGCAGGACCUAUUGUUGCGACGCUGCGGAAUUUGUUGUUAAGUCAUCAUGGGUCGCUGUCACGGUGAUUGUCGUUGUUGUAAUGAUGUUCACACUGGUAGUAUGUUGCAUAGCGUGUUGUCGCCGCCAUCGCAGACGCCAUCAAGGAACGAUUUACGGGCACGUAGAAGUACCUAGUGUCGUACAAGUAAUUCAAUCACCCGCGAAUAUUCUACACCCGGGUCAGCACAAUUUGAAUCCUACGAAUCCAACAGGAAUGUUGGGACCACUGCCACACUCGAGCGAGGUUUAUGCAAAACAAGCACCGUAUAAUCCAAACUAUGUUUAAUCACGUUGACGGUAACAUUAAACUACGGCAUUGUUAAGAAAGUUCCAUUGUGAUUGUAUUUUUCCUCGAACGGUGUCUGCCAUUUGAUUUUUUCAUUUGCGAGAUCGCCCGUUGCGAACAAAAACGUCUUCCGUUAGAACGAAGUAAAACCGCGAUAGACUCGCGCAUGCGUAUUUAACACUAGAUUGCCCAAGGAAGUAAUUUUGACUGCUCUUUAA